This is a messenger RNA of Platichthys flesus (European flounder), 5467 nucleotides long. RefSeq names its product glutaminase b (gene glsb). The record is from RefSeq and is a predicted model, not a curated record. NCBI's taxonomy places the organism in Eukaryota, Metazoa, Chordata, Actinopteri, Pleuronectiformes, Pleuronectidae. The transcript has 15 exons. The coding region runs from base 79 to 1791 and encodes 570 amino acids. Gene Ontology annotation, biological process: L-glutamine catabolic process. Gene Ontology annotation, molecular function: glutaminase activity; protein binding.
CGUGUGAGUCAUCACCGAGCAGCCACCCGUCGUCUCUCCAGCUGAACCCGGUCUCCUCCAGCGCUCCACAGGAUUGAGAUGUUACACUUCAGGUUCUCCACAGCGCUGAAGCAGUUGUCCGAAGCCGGCCUCACGCGUCCCCUACCCGGCUGCGGUGGAAGGAGCUGGUUCGCGACCCGCCGCUGCUGCUCCGGCGCCGCAGAUGCCCGGGCUGCGUCCUCCCGGCUGAAGGUGCUCCGCGGAGCCGCCUACUCCUCCGCCUCCUACCGGCCGGCGCUCCGCUCCGCGCCCUGCGCCGCCCAGCGCCGCUCGUACUGCGUGAAGACGGAGGGCAGCGUUGAGGCGGACGAGCAGCUGAAGAAAGAUGGUGACGCCGACAAAAAAAGACCUGCAGCCGUCCUGCCCAGUCUGGAGGAUCUGCUCUUCCACACGGUCGCAGAAGGUCAAGAGACGAUUCCCGCUCACAAAUUCCUCACAGCACUUAAGGCCACAGGUCUUCGCACUGGAGAUCCCCGGCUGAAGGAAUGUAUGGACACCAUUAAAGAAACUCUAAGGAACACAACAGAUGGCGUAACUCUGGACAGGCACCUAUUCAAGAAGUGUGUCCAGAGCAACAUUGUCCUGCUCACUCAGGCCUUCCGCAAGAAGUUCGUCAUCCCAGACUUCCAGUCCUUCACCACCCUUAUUGAUGAGCUGUAUGAGACUGCCAAAAACCUCAAUGAAGGACAGGUCGCAGACUACAUUCCACAGCUUGCCAAGUUCAGCCCUGACCUGUGGGCAGUCUCUCUUUGCACAGUGGACGGACAGAGACACACAGUAGGAGACACCAAGGUCCCUUUCUGUAUGCAGUCCUGUGUCAAGCCUCUGAAAUACGCUGUGGCUGUCCAUGACCACGGCACAGAGUACGUGCACAGCUUCAUCGGGAAGGAGCCCAGCGGCCUGCGCUUCAACAAGCUCUUCCUGGAUGAAGAUGAUAAGCCUCACAACCCCAUGGUGAAUGCCGGAGCUAUCGUUUGUACUUCACUGAUAAAGCAAAGUGAAGGCAACGCAGAAAAGUUUGACUAUGUCAUGAACUUUCUGAAAAAGAUGGCAGGAAAUGAAUAUGUGGGCUUCAGCAAUGCCACAUUCCAGUCUGAGCGUGAGUCAGGUGACAGGAACUUCGCCAUUGGAUACUACCUGAAAGAAAAAAAGUGUUUCCCAGAGGGAGUAGACAUGACCACUGUGCUGGACCUGUACUUCCAACUGUGCUCCAUUGAGGUGACCUGUGAGAGCGCCAGCGUCAUGGCAGCCACGCUGGCAAACGGUGGCAUCUGCCCAAUCACAGGGGAGCGUGUCCUGAGCCCCGAGGCCGUGAGGAACACCCUGAGUCUGAUGCACUCCUGCGGCAUGUACGACUUCUCUGGGCAGUUUGCAUUCCAUGUCGGUCUGCCUGCCAAGUCGGGAGUAUCAGGGGGAAUCCUGCUGGUCGUGCCCAACGUCAUGGGCAUUAUGUGCUGGUCGCCUCCACUGGACUCAGUGGGCAACUCAGUCAGAGGAAUACAGUUCUGCACGGACCUUGUGGAGCUUUUCAACUUCCACAACUACGACAACCUGAGACACUGUGCCAAGAAGCACGACCCUCGCAGAGAAGGAGGUGACCUGCAGCAGCACACCUUCGGACCCCUGGAUUACGAGAGCCUCCAACGGGAGCUCGCUCUGAAAGCCCCUCUUUGGAAAAAGGUGUCUCCCACUGAGUCGCACCAGGACAGCUCCACCACUGUAGUCUAUAGAAUGGACACUGUCAGCGAGUGACCCAAAAGCAGAGAGGAGAGCCACUUGUCCCGCACACCCCCGCCUCGCCCCCCCUCUCACAGCAACAUCACCAUCAUCUCUCCCGGCCCUUUAAUAUUUAUAAAUAACUUACAUUGUUUUAUUGAGGAUUAUUUAUUGCUUGUGACGGAGUUACUGUGUGGAUGGACGGGGACGUUUCUUUUGUUUGUGUUUAUGAGGGGGGGGGGAGAAUGGGAUGAGUCACUGUUUGUUUAUUCUACUCUGAAUUCCACAUGAACUCGUCGCCUCCACCUGCUCGUUGCCUUAGUGAGUAGGAGCUGAUGUACAUCGUGCAGGUUGUGCUUGUGUUUCAUCUCACCCCCUUUUUUAUUGCUGGUUUUUAUCUGACAUAAUCUAUUUUGAAAUAUAGGUUAAGGGUUGAUAUGACUGUGUUUGAAUGUGUAGACUCAUAAUAUUCAUACAUGCAUUCAGACUACUUUCUUUAAAUGACUGCUUACUGUAGCUCACUCUCAGGCCUAACAAUCUAGUGAUAAGCACGUGUACAGAUUGCGAUGUACUGUUGGUGAUGAUCAAAAUGUUUAAAUGUUUAAAUGUUUGUUGGACUACUUAUGGAACGCUAUAGGUCAAAGGAGAAUCCUGUUAAUAUAUCAGUUAGAUGUGACCCUAUGGGCGCCAGGGCCUCAGCUAAGUUACUCAUUUUAAAUAAGAGGAAAAAUCAGCUUUGAAUCCUGAAGGGAUUGAGUUAGAAGUGUCUCUUGUUCUCAGGGAACUGAAUCAUUAGAAUCAGUUCAUAAGAAUCAAACAAAUUAAAUCUGGUUAAUUUUUGUCUAAAUACAUAUACUUCCUGCUGCGGGGGCGCCGGCCAAUGGGAAGACAAUGUUGGUCCUCAAGGUUUUGGCAGCCAUGAGACCUGAGGCUGCUCUUUUAUUGGUUAUUGGUUAAGUUCUCACGGGACACUCCCACUUUUAUUUACAGCCAAUAGGUAUUGAUUUAUGUUUUAUUUUUUUUAUCUAAUGGGAUUGGUUGACCCAAAAGUUGCCACAGUCACAAUGAGGACGGGCAUCUUGUGUGUUAUGUUGUUGUUGUUGAUUCUGGCUUCAGUUUGUUUAUUUAUUUGGGUGUUGAUACAAUACACCAGCAAAAACAGGUUUGCUCAACCAAAAAGCUGAGGAGAGAGAAAGAGAGAGAGAGAGAGAGCUGAGAUGACAGAAACCAUAACAGGCAGAUUUGUUGUUGGACUUGAUUGUCCUGAUUCUCUCUGGAUGCCUGCAGCACCUGGGCGUCUCUUCAGUGUGUCUGUGCGUUUGGCUGCCAUUUCUGAAUAUAAUGUGUGAAAACACUCGGAAACACAAGAACUGAGUGGAGCUGUGAUUUUGGGCGAGGUGUUGGUUCAACCUCCCGUCACAGCCGUAGCAGCCGCACCUGGGCGCAGGUGACGGCGGCGUUUAUCUCGGCCACAUUCCAGAACCAUCACAGAAUGUUUGCAUUUGCAAAAUAUGCUUGUGUUUAAUCAGGAUGCCUUAGUUUGAAUAACAAAACCACAAGCCAUGAUUGAUAUGUCGACCAAAGGGUGUUCCUUGCCUCUCGCUCGACGUCAGCUGGGAUUGGCUCCAGCAAACCCCACCCCCCCCACACACAUGAGGAUAGGUUGUUUUGUAAAUGUAAGAGUGAAUGUGUUUCAGAACAGCUGGAUGAGAAAAGAGAUUUUCAGGUCCUUUUUUAAAUCAUGAUUUUUAAAUAAGACGUAAAUAAAACAUGUUUAUGUCUCCAAAGGCGCAGACUUUCAUGUAUGAUGUUGGUAAAUAUAUACAGUACUGCUUUUUAAAGUCCUCAGUGUUCCUAUAAAGUUAUAUAUUGUAAAAACCUCUCUCGAUAGACACGAUUCUCUGAGCUUCUAAAUGUGCACGGAGGCAAAUGAUUGUGUGCUUCAGGUCAGGAGGUUUGUUGAAUGCACACUUCAGACUUUCCUAAUUCAUAUCGUCCCCUCCAGGAAGUAGAAAGACUUGCACAUGAAUGUCAUGUCAGCAGAUGCCUUAGAUGUCCCUCUCUGGUGAGACUGUUCUGGGGGGGGGGGGUUCUUCAGACCUUGUUCAAACUGUACAGUCGUUGUGUGUGUGUGUGUGUGUGUGUGUGGUGUUUGUCAAGGGGCUGACUUGAGCUCUAAGCUGCUGGAGCCUGUACUGCCCCAGGUUACUUUUAGACAUGUCGUCAUGUCGCAGAAGUCAAUAUUUAUUAUCAUAUUGUUUAAGGUAAUGGACUUCUGUUAUUGUGUGUAGGUGUUCAGAAGAAGCCUCUGUCCUCCACCUACAGUGUUUUCUGCCGUGCACGAUGUGUUGGGUCUGUUGGACACGUAUUGGGACUUCGUUGUUUGUGUUGAGGUUUGCAGUGGACUCGAGAAAGCACUGACAUUAGUAUGAGUAGGACAGUGGCCUUAUUCGUUAAAGUUAUAAUCCUUGAGAUUUGUGUCAUAUUGGAAAGUAUUUAUUCGACAACAUGUCUGACGGUGGCUUUUAUCCUGCUGUGGUUAGAACGCUGCUUCCUUGGCUGUGCGUCGUGAUAGCCAGGUUUUUAUUCUGCUUUUACCAAAUACAGCUGGAUGAUAGGAGACACAUCUACUACCAGGAGUCUUAAUAAGUUAUAUGUCAUAUGUAUGUAUACAGGGAAAGCAGACAUAUCAUGUGGUGGCAGCACGUGGUUAUAAAUCAGUCAGGAGUGUGUGUAUAUUGUGACAUUUGGGUUGAGAAUGUGUUAUUUUAGAAUGUGCGUUUCACAUCAUUGUUGUCUGCUUAAUUUGUGAGUGGUGGGUGGGGGGGGGGGCUGGUUCUACAGGCUCUUGACCUUCUUGCAGGAGUGGCUUAUCUGAUCUGCUCCACUCUGAAACUCUCAAACUGACAACCUGCUGUUACUUGGUCAAGAAGAAAAAGGGCCAAUGAACUUUAUUACUUGAAGUCUGAAAUCGGUCACACUGGAUUUGCUCCUGUAAAUGUGAUUAUUACUCUGCAAUCAAACCAAUCACAGACGGGCUUUUAAAUGCUGAGUAUUUUCCAUGAUAUCAUAUUUUGUGUUUGUAAUAUUCCCAGUUUUUUUGUUUUUUUUCUCAUUCUUUCUCUUUUUUUUAUGAUUUUGCUACUUGUCUUCUUGAUCCCAUGUAAUCAGUUUUAAAUUGGUUUGAUUUGUGUCUUUUCUCUUUGUUGAUUUGUGUCAUGGACAUACGUUUUUGUUGAUAUUUGAAUUUACAUUUAAAGACACUUUGCAAUAUGGUGACCUUGGAAUUGUAAGGUUCUCUAAUGUCACGGUCAAAUAUGAGAUAGGUUUUAAACCAGAUCACUUUGCCAUUGUUGAGAUUAAGAAAAUACAUAUUUAACAGAUGUGUAACAUUGGAACCAGUACAAGUUUAAAUAUGAAGCCGUUCCCAGACCUACAGUAGAUGAAACAUUACAGUUCCAAGCUCAUGACUGAUGAUUGUCAAACUUCUCUAUGUGUUGAUUUCAUUUGUGUCCACAUCCUUGUAAUUCUUUGAGUGAAGUCUUCAUCAACCCAUGAACUGUCCGGUCUGCCCGGAGCUAAAGACGUUGUUAGCAUAAGAACUCGUCUUCCUCACAUUUCUUUCUGGUUGUGACGGACAGGUAGACAAGCCAGUGAUGUGUUGCCUCGGUGUCUUUUUGUGUAAAGUCCAAUAAAGCAGUGGUAUCGAACA